AUGUCUGCCACCGAACCGGCAGCCGGUGUGGCCUCCGACGGCUUUGACCGGCGGCGCGAGCUGCAAGCGUUCGACGACACCAAGGCGGGCGUGAAGGGGCUCGUCGACGCCGGCGUCACGGCCAUCCGGGCCAUCUUCCGCCACGCCCCAGACUCCCUGGAGGCGACCUCAUCCCCACCGUCCACCGACGUAGCCGCCGGCACCAUCCCGAUCAUCGACCUCGCGGCUGCAGCACCGCGGGGAGAGGUGGCCGCCCGGGUGAAGCGCGCGGCCGAGACCGUGGGGUUCUUCCAGGUGACCAACCAUGGCGUGCCGCGGGAGCUCAUGGCCGGCGUGCUCGCCGGGGUGAGGCGGUUCAACGAGCAGCCAGCGGAGGUGAAACGGCGCUUCUACACCAGGGACACCGCGCACAAGGUGAGGUUCAGCUCCAAUUACGACCUCUUCCAGUCGGCGGCCGCCAAUUGGCGCGACACCCUCUUCUGCGAGCUGGCGCCGGACCCGCCGCGGCCUGAGGAGCUGCCCGAGGCUGUAAGGUACGUGAUGCUGGAGUACGGCGACGCGGCGACGAAGCUGGCGCUGUGGGUGUUGGAGCUGCUGUCGGAGUCGCUCGGGCUGGCCAGCGACCACCUGCGCGAGAUGGGCUGCGCGCACAGCCUGAACGUGGCGAGCCACUACUACCCGCCGUGCCCGGAGCCGCACCUCACCCUCGGCACCAGCAGGCACGCCGACGCCACCUUCGUCACCGUCCUCCUGCAGGACGGCAUGGGCGGCCUGCAGGUGCUCCUCGACCGCAGGGGCUGGGUGGACGUCCCUCCCCUGCCCGGCGCUCUGAUCGUCAACAUCGGCGACUUUCUUCAGGCAUCCACUCUCUGCACAUCGUCUGCGUCUCCAUUUUGCCCGGAACUUGUACAUGUAAUGUAA
Miscanthus lutarioriparius is the source of this 921-nucleotide messenger RNA. The record is from the annotation of a GenBank genome assembly. NCBI's taxonomy places the organism in Eukaryota, Viridiplantae, Streptophyta, Magnoliopsida, Poales, Poaceae.